ACAACCAAAACGGAGAAACACAGUGCCCAUGGCGAGGGUAACGGUCCUGCGGUUACGGCCUGAGCUCCAUGCAGGGCUGGAGGGUGGAGAUGGAGGACGCGCACAACGGCCGUUGUGGGACUUCCCCAUGGACUGGCCGAACUGGUCGUUCUUCGCCGUGUAUGACGGCCACCGCGGGAUCCAGUCGCCCAACUACUGUUCAGGACACCUGCUGGAGCACAUCCUGUCAGGGGGCGUGGACUUCGGCUCCACCCCCUGCUCCGUGGAGGGCGUGAAGGACGGCAUCCGCUCCGGUUUCCUCAACAUAGACGAGUACAUGCGCGCUUCUUCAGACCUGCGGCAGGGCUUGGACCGCAGCGGCUCCACGGCGGUGUGCGUGCUCCUCAGCCCCACCCACCUCUACUUCAUUAACUGUGGCGACUCUCGGGCCGUCCUCUGCCGCCAUGGCAACGUUGGAUUCUCCACACAGGACCAUAAACCCAGCCUGCCUCGAGAGAAGGAGCGCAUCCAGAAGGCGGGCGGAUCCGUCAUGAUACAGAGGGUCAACGGCUCGCUGGCCGUGUCCCGGGCACUGGGAGACUACGACUACAAAUGUGUGGACGGUAAGGGCCCCACGGAGCAGCUGGUGAGCCCGGAGCCUGAGGUGUGUGUGCUGGAACGCGCCGGCGAAGGGGACGAGUUCAUCGUUUUGGCCUGCGAUGGAAUCUGGGACGUCAUGUCGAACGAGGACGUGUGCGAGUUUGUGCGCUCCAGACUGCAGGUGUGUGAGGAUCUGGAGAAGAUCUGCAACUCUGUGGUGGACACCUGCCUGCACAAGGGGAGUCGGGACAACAUGAGCGUGGUGCUGGUGUGUUUGCCCGGAGCGCCCAAAGUGUCGGAGGAGGCGCUGAAGAAGGAGGAGGAGCUGGACAAGUAUCUGGAGACGCGUGUACAAGACCUCUUGGGCGGCUGUGGAGAGAGUGGACUGCCCGACCUGGUGACCGUCCUGAGGAGCAUCGCGUCUGAGAACAUCCCCAACCUCCCCCCGGGUGGAGGCCUGGCCAGCAAACGCAGCGUUAUCGAGGCUAUCUACAAUAAGCUGAACCCUCACAGAGAAGAGGAAGGGACCGGAGGCGACCUGGAGGACCCCUGGUAGCGUGGAAACCAAGCUUGUUUCUGUCCGGUUUCCUCGGCAACAUCGUCCCGAAGAGGAGCCACAACUCUCUCUCUAUCUCUCUCUCCAUCGCGCCGUGUUUAUCUCCACAAAAUAAUCAACAAAUCAUCCCAAACAACACAACCUAAACAAAAGAACGGAGGAGAUGCGUAUGGCUGGAGUGAGUGACAAAGCGCCUGAAUGCUAACUGUGUGUACGUGAGUGUGUGCGUGAAUGAACAAAAUUCGACAACAAUAAAAUAAAAUGCGCCUUCAAAAAAAUUCAGAAAUGAUUUUAUGAACUGAAAUAUUGUGAUGGUAGGAUUUUACCAUUGAGAUUCUGUUUGAUUUCUUGAAUGUUGACACCUGACUUCACCGCGACGUAAAUGGACCUAGCGUGUUUGUGGUUUAAAAGAAGGCGGAACUGUUUUGGGGAAAAAACUUUUCGAUGUUGAUUCCUUACUCUCCUGGACCUUCUUGUGUGUGUGAGCAAGUCCAGAUCAUGAGAUAAAAUGCCUAACACCCCUAUCGCUUUUUCGCCCUUGGACACAUAUUAAAACGCAGACAUUUACAUACAAGUACAUAGAAAGGAUAUGUCUCACCCCCUAGUGGACCACACAGGAACUGACUUCGUAAAAUACAAAAGAAAAAAGAAAAAAACAUGGUCUUUGGAGACUUGUCGUAACAUUAUUUAAGAUAUUUAAGUCCAAAUAGCUAUCCAGUGCCUUCACAUGUUUUGUAAGAUUAUGCCAGUUGUCAACAGCAGGGGGAGUAGUGUACAGUAAAGUUUAAAGACGCUGUACCUGAUUUUUACAGUCUUAAAAACGUGACAAAUAGAACAAUGAGUUUAUAAGCACUUUUCACAACUUUCAGAGGCCAGUGAAGAGUUUCAUGAUAAUGCUAAGAACAGCAUGCUAACAGCGUAUCAGCUUUACUUCCUGGUUUGUGGGGAAUACAGCUUUAUAAUUAGAUGCAGAAAGUCACACAGAGGUCUCAUUUUGACCCUUAGAGCUGCUUUUACAAUAGAUCUGUAAAGGGGCAAAACAAAAUGUACUUAAUUAUAUGAAAAAAACAAAAAAAACAGGUGCAGCCCCUUUAAGGUAAAAAUGAGAGCCAAGCACUUACUAGCUAAAAUGUGUGUAUUAACUGUAUAUAGUGAAUUUAGCAAGUGGCUAAUGUCUAUAGAGAGAUACUAUUUUGGUAAUAAAUUAGCCAUGUAUUAACAUUUCUGUGGUCGUCAUAGCAACGUUAAAGAAAUCAGACGCCAUUUUGGAUGUACAGUAUUUGAAUGGCACUGCUGCAGCUCUUGACUCCAUCUAGUGGUACAUGUUGGAAUAGCAAGUCCCACGGCUGACACUUCUGCCAUUAGCAUAGCAUUCAGGUGUUACAUUGGCAGUUCAAAUGAAAAUAUUGUUACCAGAAACAUUUCAGAUGGGAUUUAAAAACAAUCUGACCACUUUUUGUAUUGACCCGAAGUCUGCUCCUGAUUGGUCCAUGACAGAAAGGGGGCGGGGCUUACUCCACACUCACCUGAGCACCGCAUGAGGACUUCUAUAGGAUUCUGCGUGUACAGCUUCAUCUUUUUUUUCCUUUCUUGACCAGCGCUUGGACAGCCAUUGGAUUAAAAAAAACUUAAACAUGACAUAACCGCGAAGGACCUCUGAACCUCUGCCGUGUGCGAAGUGGAUUUCAAAUGUUUUUUUUCUUGUUUUUUUUUUUUUCUUUGUUGAUUAGACGAUGAUAAUCAUGAUGGGGGCGACAUGGGACGUUGGUUCACUGCAAGCAACAACAUGAACUCAUGGCAAAUUUGGGGGGAUUUUGGGGGCCUUGUUGAAUCACUGGUUGGAGCAGGACAUUAAGCCCAAGUUGCUCAAAAACAAAAUGGCGGACUGUCCUGGAGAUGGAGGAAAAUCGAUAUAUUUUUUUCUUUUAUUUUGUAUGUUGUCCAUGAGGUUCCUAGCUGCUCGCUGUGUAGAGUGAAUGACUCCCUGUUUUAACCCUUUCUGGUUUCAGACUGCAUUGGUAAUGUUUGUAUUGCUGUUGUUUGAUGCACUCACAUUUGAUUACAGAAAGCGUCUAUAUAUGAAAUAAAAGACCUGCCAAGGA
Molecule: messenger RNA, 3237 nt
Organism: Periophthalmus magnuspinnatus
Lineage: Eukaryota; Metazoa; Chordata; Actinopteri; Gobiiformes; Gobiidae
Gene: ppm1bb
Product: protein phosphatase, Mg2+/Mn2+ dependent, 1Bb
Biological process (GO): positive regulation of canonical Wnt signaling pathway; negative regulation of canonical NF-kappaB signal transduction; protein dephosphorylation
Cellular component (GO): cytosol; nucleus
Molecular function (GO): manganese ion binding; magnesium ion binding; protein serine/threonine phosphatase activity
Source: RefSeq, a predicted model, not a curated record